This is a messenger RNA of Scophthalmus maximus (turbot), 2689 nucleotides long. RefSeq names its product tRNA methyltransferase 1 (gene trmt1). The record is from RefSeq and is a predicted model, not a curated record. Gene Ontology annotation, molecular function: RNA binding; metal ion binding. The transcript has 16 exons. The coding region runs from base 223 to 2226 and encodes 667 amino acids. Lineage: Eukaryota; Metazoa; Chordata; Actinopteri; Pleuronectiformes; Scophthalmidae. Gene Ontology annotation, biological process: tRNA N2-guanine methylation. Gene Ontology annotation, cellular component: nucleus.
AAGAAAAAAAACGAACAAAAAAAACAACAUGGCCGCUUCCAUUCGCAGGCGUGAGAAAGUGAACGGGAAGAACUGAACUUGUCGCAGCGAGGACACACACGCACACACGCACACACACACACGCACACACACACCGUGAGGACAUUAUUCCGAGUCACGCCUACGGAGACAAAGCAGCCGAAGAGUUAGCGUCUCCGCCCGGCUGAGGCGUCACAGGACUUUAUGCUGGUGCACUCAGCUCGGCUCUUCCCCCUCAUCGUCUCCCGUCAGCGGUCAUUUCAGUGGAGGUUACCCAGUGGUGCUGCUGCUGCUGCUGCUGCUGCUCUUAGCAGGGGGCUGAAGUCUAUGGAGCCCCUGAAGGCCACUCACGACCCAGAGGUUCCCACUAUCAACCCCCCGGCCAAUGUCAUGUGCCCAGCCCUGACGACGGACACGGACCCGGACCCGUCUGACACGGACAAGACGCCUGCUGUGGGUCUUUUACCGGGAGAGACGGUGGUCAGGGAGGGCAAGGCGGCCAUCUUGUUCCCCAGUGCAAACGAAGUGUUCUACAACCCGGUCCAGGAGUUUAACAGAGAUCUGACAUGUGCCGUGAUCACGGAGUUUGCCCGAGAUGUGCUGGCUCAGCGCGGAGUGAAGGUGGUGGUGCCCGGAGAGAAAGAGCGGGUGGUGGUGUCGCUGUCGGAGGAGGCGAGCGAGGCCGACGCUCCGGCGGAGGAGGGGGAGAAGAUGAAGAACGGAGCGGAGGAGCCGGCGGUGACCGCGAGGGUGGGGGAGAAAUGUGAGCGAGGUCUCCGCGUCCUGGAGGGUCUGGCGGCGUCGGGUUUGCGCUCAGUGCGUUUCGCCCUGGAGGUCCCCGGCCUGCAGAGCGUCACCGCCAACGACUUUUCCGCCAAUGCGGCAGGCCUGAUUGCCCGGAACGCCCAGUACAACGGAGUGGGCCACCUGCUCCGGGCCAGCUGCCGGGACGCCAGUAUGCUGAUGUAUGAGAUGCGAGCGAAGAAGGAGCGUUAUGACGUCAUUGAUCUGGAUCCCUAUGGAAGCCCCGCCUGCUUUCUGGAUGCCGCCGUGCAGGCCGUCAGUGAAGGAGGUCUGUUGUGUGUAACGUGCACAGACAUGGCGGUGAUGGCUGGAAACAGUGGAGAGACCUGCUACAGCAAGUAUGGCUCCGUCUCCAUCAAAGCCAAGUACUGUCAUGAGAUGGCUCUUCGUAUAAUCCUCCACAGUUUAGACCAGAGGGCGGGGGUGUACCAGCGAUACAUCCAACCCCUGCUCUGCGUCAGCGUCGACUUCUACAUACGAAUCUUUGUCCGUGUCUUCACGGGACAAGCUACGGUCAAAAACUCUGCCAGUAAACAGGCUCUGGUCUACAACUGUGUCGGCUGUGGCUCGUUCCACCUGCAGCGACUGGGCAAGAGGACGACGAGCGGGAAAAAUAUGAAGUAUUCUGCUGCCACUGGACCUCCUGUCGGACCAGAUUGUGACCACUGUGGACAGAGACAUCAGCUGGGGGGUCCUCUUUGGGCGGAGCCUAUCCACAACUUGCCGUUUGUCCAGAAGGUUUUGUCCGCCGUGUCGGGUAACCCGUCCCGGUUUGGAACGUCCAAACGCAUCGAGGGUGUGCUCAGCAUGGUGACCGAGGAGCUGGAAGACGUUCCUCUGUAUUACGCCGUGGACAGUCUGAGUAGCACGAUCCACUGCAACACGCCGCCGCUGCUGCAGUUCAGGUCGGCGCUCCUUCACGCCGGUCACCGCGUUUCCCUCUCUCACGCCUGCAAGAACGGCAUCAAGACGGACGCGCCGCCCGCCGCCAUCUGGGACGUCAUGCGAUGCUGGGAGAAGGCGAAUCCUGUGAAGAGGGAGAAGUUGUCUCAGACCAGCCCGGCCUUCAAGAUCCUCUCCACCGAGCCCAGCCUCGAGGCCUGUUUCACCGUGAGGGAGGACGCCAACCCUCAGUCCCGUAAACGCCACCUGACCAGGUUCCAGGAGAACCCUCAGGCGUUCUGGGGACCCAAGGCUCGCGCAAAAGCCAGCGGCGGCGGCGUCACCACCAACCUGCAGGACAAGAGGAAAAAGUGCCAGAACAAGAGGAAGAACCAGAUCACCGACUCGUCUCAGCUGAAAAACUUCCCCUGCAAGAGGUUCAGACAGGGAUCGUGUUCACAUGGAGAGAAAUGCUGCUACUCCCACGACCUGCAGUCAACGAACGAAGACAACAUGGAAUAAUUCAACAGUUCUUUUUGAUUAAUUGUUAUUUUUUAAAUAUAGUUUUAUUCCUGGAGUUUGAACGAUGCACUGCCGUCAGGACAACGACCUUUAAAAAACUGUUAACGCUCGGGACUGUCCCCGAUAACCCCGUCACGAAAAAACCAGCCCAGUGGCCUACGAAAUAAUUUCCAUUUCUUUUUCUUAAGGUUAAAAAUUAAUAAUUGUAACUAUUUGCUGAGCAAAAGACCUCGUGGCUCCCGUUCUCUCUGUGAGAGGCCGAAGAACCCAACGUUUCAUUUACAGCCACGGAAGAAAAAAUCGAGCGGACACUGUUACGUCUCUGCGAAUUUCUUUAUUGUUCAAAAUCUCAUACCAAGACGGUGAGGAACUAAUCCGUUAUUCAGUGUUAUGGCAGAGGGACUUUAUUUGGGGUUUUUUUGGACUGUUAACGCGUCAAUAAAUUCCUCUCUCCCACUUUAAA